Messenger RNA from Vigna radiata var. radiata (mung bean), 979 nucleotides. RefSeq names its product NAC domain-containing protein 90. The record is from RefSeq and is a predicted model, not a curated record. Gene Ontology annotation, molecular function: DNA binding. NCBI's taxonomy places the organism in Eukaryota, Viridiplantae, Streptophyta, Magnoliopsida, Fabales, Fabaceae. The transcript has 3 exons. Bases 83 to 790 code for a protein of 235 amino acids. Gene Ontology annotation, biological process: regulation of DNA-templated transcription.
CACCCUAUCUUUUUCUCCUUCGUUUAUACAUAUAUAUUCACCUCAUUCCAAUGUCCACAAAAGUAAAACAGACAGAAAAAUUAUGGAAGAUCAUCCACCUGGUUUUCGCUUCUUCCCAACAGAAGAAGAGCUUGUUGGCUUCUACCUACGCAACAAGCUAGAAGCUUCAAGAAAUAAUGCUGCUGCUGUUACUGCUGCCAUAGAUAGAGUUAUUCCAGUUGUUGAUAUCAAUGCCCUGGAACCAUGGAACCUCCCAACACUUGCGGGGGAGCUUUGUCGUGGGGAUACAGAGCAAUGGUUUUUCUUUUCGCCUGGGCAAGAGAGAGAAGCCAGAGGAGGGAGACCUAGCAGAACCACAGCUUCUGGGUACUGGAAAGCUACUGGUUCACCUGGCUAUGUUUAUUCUUCUGAUAACAGAGUCAUUGGGGUGAAGAAAUCCAUGGUGUUCUACAAAGGAAAAGCUCCUAUGGGAAGAAAAACCAAAUGGAAGAUGAACGAGUACAGAGCCAUCUCCAACCCUGUCACCCCUCAGUUGAGAUGCGAAUUCAGCUUAUAUCGGGUUUAUAUCGUAUCUGGAAGCUUUCGAGCAUUUGAUCGACGUCCAUCAGAGACAGACGGAACAGAGUCACGUUUUUGUCAAAGUUCAUCUCAAUUGCGCCAACUUUCUCAGCUUUCUCAGCUCCCAGAAACUGGAGAUUCAAGUAGCAGAAAUUGGAACGAGGAACAGCUUCAAGAACCGUCAUGGGAAUUGGAAUGGGAACACUUCAAUUGGGUCGAACUCAAGAACUGAAUGACUCGUUAAAAUAUGACAUCGACCAAAUCAUAGAUAAUGAAACUAAACUAUACCAUAUUUGUUUACAACAUACGAUAAUCAUAUCAUGUUAAGAACAAGUUUUGUUAUUUAACCAGAUAGCUUCUGCUUAGACGACACUUCCCACUAUUUUUAUCUAAUUUCAACAUCAAUCCAUCUAUUUUCCAC